Gadus chalcogrammus (walleye pollock) is the source of this 2225-nucleotide messenger RNA. RefSeq names its product mitochondrial chaperone BCS1 (gene bcs1l). Gene Ontology annotation, biological process: protein insertion into mitochondrial inner membrane from matrix; mitochondrial respiratory chain complex III assembly. The transcript has 7 exons. Gene Ontology annotation, cellular component: mitochondrial inner membrane. The coding region runs from base 255 to 1517 and encodes 420 amino acids. Gene Ontology annotation, molecular function: ATP binding; ATP hydrolysis activity. NCBI's taxonomy places the organism in Eukaryota, Metazoa, Chordata, Actinopteri, Gadiformes, Gadidae. The record is from RefSeq and is a predicted model, not a curated record.
GGUUCCGUUGACUGUCGGAGUUGUAUCGACGGAACACCACAAUGUAGAGGUCGCUUUCCCUUGAUAAACAAUGCUUAUAUGGCUUACACUUUUGUUUUAUAAUGGAAUAAUUCCCAUUUCCAUGGAGGGGAUAAAGAACGGGUUUGACGAAGAUACCCAAGACGUCAUGUGAGUCGAGGGGGUUUCCUUGAAGAGUGACCCCUUAAUAGUUCCGCUUCCCAUAAACAGGUGUACUUCUCAUCCUAUCAUACAAGAUGCCCCUGUCAGACCUCUUAGACGGUCUGAAAGACAACCCGUACUUUGGAGCUGGCUUUGGGCUCGUCGGGAUCGGGACAGCAAUGGCCUUUGCCAGGAAAGGAGCGCAGGUUGGGAUGAUUUUCUUCCGGAGGAAUUAUAUGAUCACACUGGAGGUGCCCAGCAAAGAUAAGAGUUACCACUGGCUGCUCAGUUGGAUCACAAAGCACGCAAAACACACUCAGCAUCUCAGCGUGGAGACGUCCUACCUGGCACAUGAAAGUGGACGUGUCAAAACACAGUUUGAUUUCCACCCCAGUCCUGGGAACCAUAUUAUUUGGUAUGGGAGGAAGUGGAUUCGGGUGGAGAGGACCAGGGAGAAGCAGAUGGUGGAUCUACACACUGGGACUCCCUGGGAGUCGGUCACCUUCACUGCUCUGGGAAGAGACAGACAGAUCUUCUUCAACAUCCUACAGGAAGCUAGAGAGCUGGCCCUAAAACAGGAAGAAGGGCGAACAGUGAUGUACACCGCCAUGGGUGGGGAGUGGCGGCCGUUCGGGUUUCCACGCCGACGGAGACCACUGAACUCGGUGGUACUGGAGUCGGGCGUGGCUGAGAGGAUUGUAGAUGAUGUGAAGGAGUUCAUCGGAAAUCCAAAGUGGUACACAGACAGAGGGAUCCCCUACAGGAGAGGAUAUCUGCUGUAUGGACCCCCAGGCUGUGGGAAGAGCAGCUUCAUCACUGCGCUGGCGGGAGAGCUGGGCUACAGCAUCUGCCUGAUGAGUCUGAGCGACCGCAGCCUGUCGGACGACCGCCUCAACCACCUGCUGAGCGUGGCGCCCCAGCAGAGCAUCAUCCUGCUGGAGGACGUGGACGCCGCGUUCGUCAGCCGUGACCUGCUGCCCACAGAGAACCCUGUGGCCUACCAGGGGAUGGGCAGACUGACCUUCAGCGGCCUUCUCAACUCUCUGGAUGGGGUGGCGUCCUCCGAGGCCCGCAUCGUCUUCAUGACCACCAACUUUAUCGACAGGCUGGAUGCGGCUCUAAUCCGGCCAGGUCGUGUGGACCUAAAGCAGUAUGUGGGUCACUGCACCCACUGGCAGCUGGCCCAGAUGUUUCGCCGCUUCUACCCAGCAGCGCCAAGCUCCGAGGGCGACCACUUUGCUGUGACUGCCCUGGCGGCGCUGCCAGAGAUGAGCGCGGCACAAGUCCAAGGGCAUUUUAUGUUGUAUAAAAUGGAUCCCGCGGGGGCCAUCUGCAACGUUGACAAAAUAAAUGAAUGAUGGCACAAAGAAAAGGAUUGGGAUUAUAAUUGGGAGAUGGAAAUGCAUCUUCAUGAUGAUGACCAUGCUCCUGAUAUUGAAGUGUGUUGGGCCUUGACUGGGAAGCAAUUGUCUUCAAUAUUUUGUGUGCCUGUACCUUAGAAAACCCCUGUCUCUUGACUGAAUUACCUGUCUUUGACCUCUGAGGUUUCUGGAAAUAUUGUUUGUCUCAUAUAUUAAACACUUCUGCUACCUUUGACAGACAGUCUCACUUGCUCUGCAUACUGUUUUAUAAUUAUUCUGACAGCCAUCAUUGAUAAGUUAAUGGUCAGUAACAUGGGUCUCUCCGUCCCUCAGCUCUGCAGUACUUAGAAAUACUGAAUUCUGAUAUCCUGUUCCCACUAUAUCCAAUCAGGAGUCCAUUUGAAAACACCACAAUCCAUUUACAACUCCACAAAAUGGAAAUCCCAUAUAUACUUCACAUUGCUUUUGUAUAAUAUUUAAUGCAUCAUGUACUGUAUUUUGUGUACAAAAUGUAUACAUAUGAGGGUAUUCUGUGGGUCUGUAGUGUUAGUGUUAUUUUCUGGGAUGAUGUGUUUGUCCUAAGACGGGGAGCCGAGGCACAAUCAUUUCAUUGUAUUUUUAAUUCACAUAAUUAAAUUGAACUUGAGCUGCACAAUGGAUCAUUGCGUGCAAGCUACAACCUCACCCGAGGGAUCUUUAUUCACU